Messenger RNA from Closterium sp. NIES-65, 2169 nucleotides. The record is from the annotation of a GenBank genome assembly. NCBI's taxonomy places the organism in Eukaryota, Viridiplantae, Streptophyta, Zygnematophyceae, Desmidiales, Closteriaceae.
AUGGAGCUCUCGCAGGCCUCGGGUGCCGCCACGUGCACGGCCGUCGUGGUGACGUCCGCGCUUGUCGCCGCAGGCGUCGCCGCGUUCUCCAGCGGGGCGCUCUCGCGCACCGCGGCGGGCGUAACUACGGGCGGCGCGGGGAAGGAGGCUACUAAUUCCCGUUCCGACGCGGCUUCCGCGAAAGCGUCGAAGGCGAUGGACGGCGUUGUGGCGUGGCUGCCCGCGGAGAUCGCGACGUCGCUCGACGACUUCCCCUUCUUCCUCAAAUCGGAGCGUAUUCGUACUUGUCGUGUGCUUCCGCUUUAUCUUGAUCGGUCGGUGCGGUACCAGGCGGAGCUGUGCAAGGGGCUGGCCAAGAAGUUCGACGCCGCCCUGUUCCUCCUCGACGCCUCCUUCGUGCACCUGCUCUCGCAGGUGCCUGGAUCGGGCUUCGCCUAUUUCACGGAGAAAGGGGACGCAGCUGCCACGCUUCAGGUGAGCUACGAGUCACCUCAUCCAGCCUUUACUGUCGAUCCAUCCGAGACAGCUGUUGGAAAAAGAGAACUUUCUGAACGUCUCUUUUUUUACAUUCUUCCGCAGGCCAUCUCCAAGGCCUCUCAUGCGCGCCCAGUGAUCUGCCUGGUGGCGAGCGCGGAUGGCUGUGCGGCAGCGCUGGCCCAGACCCUGGCGAAGCGGGUGGAGGGUCCCCAUGGCAUGCUCGUCGUUGCCUCCUGCACUGCUGCCUGCGAGGACGUGCACGCAGCAUCUUACUCUGACGUGGAAGUGCGCGCUCCCAAGGAGAGUGAGAAGGUGCGGGCGUGGGAGGCGAUGCUCAAGGAGCAGAGUCACUACAUGGUGUGCGAGCGGAACAUGCAGGCCAUCUUCCUGGCGCUGAAGGCGCGCAAGGUGACGUGGGAUGAGGACGUGGCAGACGCGCGGUUCAACUUCACGGCCGCGCUCACUGCCGAUGAGGUGGAGGACAUCAUCAACAUGGCCCUGUCGGAGCAGAUGCUUGCCGGCCGCACCAACGCGCAGUUGCACGUCACACGCGACAGGCUGGAGUACUCGCUGAGUCUCUUCUUCGAUGAGGAUGGUGCAUGCCAUGAGAAGACCGCCGUCACCAACGGCCAGGUGGGGCAGGGCAAGGAGCCAGUGGCGGUGCACAAGGCGGUGCUGCGCGUGGGCAUCCCCAAGGGCGACGAGGGCGCGGGCUCCAAGGUGGGCACGCCCAGGGGCGAUGCGGUGAGGACGCCCCGGGCAGCGGAGGCACUUGCUGCCAAGGUCGCCUCUCCCAAGGUGGCCACGCCUAAGAAGCCAGCUCCAGCCCCUGCCCCGGCAGCGGCAUCUGACGACAACGACUUUGAGAAGCGCAUCCGCCCGGAGAUCCUGGCGCCGGGCAGCAUCGGAGUGACGUUUGAGUCCAUUGGAGCGCUGGAGAGCGUGAAGGAGUCGCUGCGGGAGCUGGUGCUCGUGCCGCUCAAGCACCCCGAGAUCUUCAACAAGGGCGGCCUGCUGCAGGCGUGCAAGGGCAUUCUGCUGUUCGGCCCGCCGGGCACGGGCAAGACGAUGCUGGCCAAGGCGGUGGCCACGGAGUGUGGGGCGAGCUUCAUCAACGUGUCCAUGUCCACCAUCACCUCCAAGUGGUUCGGUGAGGACGAGAAGAACGUGAGGGCACUGUUCACGCUGGCGGAGAAGGUGGCGCCCACCGUCAUCUUCAUCGACGAGGUGGACAGCAUGUUGGGGCAGCGCAAGGGGGCGGGGGAGCACGAGGCGAUGAGGAAGAUAAAGAACGAGUUCAUGACGCACUGGGACGGGCUCGCCUCCAAGGCGGGCAGCCGUGUGCUCGUGCUCGCCGCCACCAACCGCCCCUUCGACCUCGAUGAGGCCAUCAUCCGCCGCUUCCAGCGCCGCAUCAUGGUGGGGCUGCCGGACGCGGGCAACAGGGAGCUCAUUCUGCGCUCCAUCCUGCAGCACGAGCACGUGGAUGCUGACGUGGACUACUGUGAGCUCGCGCAGCUCACUGAAGGCUUCUCAGGGAGCGACCUCAAGGAUGACGGUGCUAACGAGGAAGCAUUGAAGCUGAGGCCACUGACCUUGAAGGACUUUCGUGAGGGCAAGAACCAGGCAAGUUGUGCCAUGGGUGGUAUCUUGACCUGCACCCGUGAUAUACGGUACAUACAUGGUUAUUAA